Messenger RNA from Myotis daubentonii (Daubenton's bat), 1454 nucleotides. RefSeq names its product nuclear receptor subfamily 2 group E member 3 (gene NR2E3). The record is from RefSeq and is a predicted model, not a curated record. The transcript has 8 exons. Lineage: Eukaryota; Metazoa; Chordata; Mammalia; Chiroptera; Vespertilionidae. The coding region runs from base 417 to 1412 and encodes 331 amino acids. Gene Ontology annotation, biological process: regulation of DNA-templated transcription. Gene Ontology annotation, molecular function: DNA-binding transcription factor activity; sequence-specific DNA binding; zinc ion binding.
CCUUGGGGAGCGGAGUUUGCACCAUGAAAGGGGCCAGAACGACUCAGGCCCAGCCCCACAGGCUGUGAGCAGGUGUGAGGGAACCUGCUGGCGAACCCAGAUCCCAGAAGCAUGGGGUCAGCAGAGCCAGGUCAGGACAAUUGAGCUGAUAGGAAGGAAAGAAGAGAGAGCCCGCCCUUCGGGUUUGUGGGCAGAGAUCCCAGUGGUGGUGUCAAGAAUGUUCUGUGGGCUAAUGGAGCCUGAAGCCACCUGCACAGAGAGGGGUGGCAGGCGUGGGCCCCUCGCUCCAGUGCCGUGUGUGCGGAGACAGCAGCAGUGGGAAGCACUAUGGCAUCUAUGCUUGCAAUGGCUGCAGCGGCUUCUUCAAGAGGAGUGUGAGACGGAAGCUCAUCUACAGGUGCCAGGUGGGAGCAGGGAUGUGCCCCGUGGACAAGGCCCACCGGAACCAGUGCCAGGCCUGUCGGCUGAAGAAGUGCUUGCAGGAGGGCAUGAACCAGGAUGCUGUGCAGAAUGAGCGCCAGCCACGAAGCGCAGCGCAGAUCCGCCUGGACAGGGCGGAGUCAGGCAGGGAGGCCCGGCCGGAGCCCCUGGUGGCUUCCCUGGCCCCCACAGGGCCCAGCCCACGGGGCCCCACACCUGCUUCUGCAGCCAGAGCCCUGGGGCCUGGGGCCAUCACACCUCCAGGGCAUCACCAGUUCAUGGCCAGCCUCAUAAUGGCCGAAACCUGUGCUAAGCUGGAGCCAGAGGAUGCUGAUGAGAACAUCGAUGUCACCAGCAAUGACCCCGAGUUCCCCUCGUCCCCGCAUUCCUCCUCCUCACCCUGUGGUGUGGACAGCAUCCAUGAGACGUCCGCCCGCCUGCUCUUCAUGGCUGUCAAGUGGGCCAAGAGCCUGCCUGUGUUCUCCAACCUACCCUUCCGGGAUCAGGUGAUCCUGCUGGAAGAGGCCUGGAGCGAACUCUUCCUCCUUGGAGCCAUCCAGUGCUCUCUGCCUCUGGACAGCUGCCCACUGCUAGCCCCACCCGAGGCCUCAGCUGCUGGCAGCUCCCAGGGCCGGCUGGCGCUGGCCAGUGCGGAGAUGCGCUUCCUGCAGGAAACCAUCUCACGGUUCCGGGUGCUGGCAGUGGACCCCACGGAGUUUGCCUGCAUGAAGGCCCUGGUCCUCUUCAAACCAGAAACGCGGGGCCUGAAGGAUCCUGAGCAUGUGGAGGCCUUGCAGGACCAGUCCCAAGUGAUGCUGAGCCAGCACAGCAAGGCCCACCACCCCAGCCAGCCCGUGAGGUUUGGGAAAUUGCUCCUGCUCCUCCCGUCUUUGAGGUUUAUCACUUCUGAACGCAUUGAGCUCCUCUUUUUCCGCAAGACCAUAGGGAAUACUCCAAUGGAGAAGCUCCUCUGUGAUAUGUUCAAAAACUAAUGGAGGUAGAAAUAAAAUGGGUAAAGCCACUUUGUAAAACAA